AAGAAUUAUUAGCCCCCCACGUUUGGUUUUUCAUAGUGUUUUAAAUUUGAUGGCUUUUCCCUGCCAAGGAAUUACACAACAAACGCAAACAAAAAACUGAUCUAACACAGAGAGGCAGGGGACGAAAUCCGCUGACGCCCCGCCAUGUGCUUGUCUCCUGGCUUUAAAACUCAGACCGAUGUGCUUGUGGAGGAAUCCAGUUCAAUCAGAUGAAGCCGAUUCGAUCAGCCGAUCCAACCAGUAGGUUAAAUUUGUGAUCGAGCUGUGACAGGUGAUCAUACUUACAGUGCAUAACAAUGAGCACAUUGGGUUUGGAUGAAUCUGGUUUAGCAGUUUCAGGAGCUCCACAGGUCCUAGCCCUUCUUUCUUUGGUUCUAGAACAGACCACCCAAAAGAACGAGAAGCUGCUCGCAGCAUCGGAAAAGAGAGACAUUGUUACCGUAUUUCACGGUUCAAGUGCACCUGCCUUGAGCAUUCGUCAAUACAUGGAUCGCAUCUUCAAGUACUCGAGCUGCAGCCCUUCCUGCUUCGUAGCUGCAUACAUAUACCUGGAUGAAUUUCUUCGUCGAACGGGUGUUUGCCUCACCUCCCUCAAUGUUCACCGGUUCCUAAUUACAAGUGUAAUGGUGGCUGCAAAAUUCAUGGAUGAUGAGUGUUACAACAAUGCCUACUAUGCCAAGGUGGGAGGAGUGAGCACGGAAGAGAUGAAUAGGUUGGAAAUGGAAUUCCUGUUUGGCUUGGAUUUCAAGCUUUUUGUUGGCCUCGACACUUUUGAUGUGUACUGUUCCUGGCUAGAGGAGGAAGCCACCACAAAUCCAAGGAUACAGAGACCUACUCACUUCUGUGGAUUGAAAGAAACAUGCCCCAAGAAGGAUGAAUCCAAAUGUCCACCCACAGUUACUGGGUACGGCACGCAUUAGAAAAAUAUCGAGACCAUGAUCGUUACAGGACGUCCCAAAGAUUACGGUGCAAGACUCCGAAUCCAAACUUCAGAGAAGGAUAAAAAGAGAUUUUGAAUGAAGAUAUGCUACCUACAAUGUGUUAAUAAGCACUGGUAGAUGACAAGCAUUCCAAAAAUGUUCCUAAUUUUCUUUCUGACAAUAAUUUGCGUGCUUGCCCUUUCUUCUUCUUUCAACUCUUUUUCUAUAACUAAAUUCGAAUGUCAGCAUUUUAACGGUUUAAAUAUUAUUUUCGUUAUUAAAACAAUUUAUUAAAGGGACUUCAAUUUCAAGCAUCUAUAAUAAA
Messenger RNA from Malania oleifera, 1245 nucleotides. RefSeq names its product cyclin-U4-1. Gene Ontology annotation, biological process: regulation of cyclin-dependent protein serine/threonine kinase activity. The record is from RefSeq and is a predicted model, not a curated record. Lineage: Eukaryota; Viridiplantae; Streptophyta; Magnoliopsida; Santalales; Ximeniaceae. The transcript has 3 exons. Bases 297 to 920 code for a protein of 207 amino acids. Gene Ontology annotation, molecular function: protein kinase binding.